AUGCCGCUCUCUCCCUCCUACACAUGGAGCGACGACAAAGUCACCUUUCAGGAUAUGGCAAGCUCUACUGGAAGUGACAAAGCAGGAUUCAAGAAGAUCAAAAUGGACAUGGGUCGACUCGUACGGCCUCCUCUUCAAUCAUGCAAUGUUCCGCUGAAGGCAGCUCUAACCUGUAGUAGAUGGUGUGUCGAUAAGAUAAGUAGCACUGAUCUUUCUAAAGCCAUCAACUCGAUGUAUAGAUAUCCACAGUUAUCCUAG
Molecule: messenger RNA, 258 nt
Organism: Pseudomassariella vexata
Lineage: Eukaryota; Fungi; Ascomycota; Sordariomycetes; Amphisphaeriales; Pseudomassariaceae
Exons: 2
Coding region: 1-258 (85 amino acids)
Source: RefSeq, a predicted model, not a curated record